AUGGCCGAACAACCGUUUGCCAUUGAAAAGGUUCACGACGGUGUGUACUUGUUACAUGAGAGAUUCUAUGAUUCCCCAAACCAAGCCAACAUCUGGCUUGUUCAAGGAUCAUCCAAAGAUUUGGUUAUCGACACUGGCUUGGGGAUAUGGAACUUGCCAGGCUUUCUCGAGCAACAAGGCCUGAUCGGCCCGAAACCUGUACAAGCGGUCGCGACUCAUAUUCAUUUCGAUCACUCCGGAGAUUUGCAUCAGUUCGAAAAGUUCUCCAUCCACAGCCUAGAAGCGGAAGCAAUUCGCCAAGGCGAUAACUUCGUCACCUCGACGCUUUUCUUUAGCGCGUCCGAAAUUGCUGUACCCCCAUACCAGGGGUGGAAAAUAUCGGAAUAUAGGGUCAAGGCGGCGGAACCGUAUACCGUCGUAGAGGAAGGUCAUGUCUUUGAUCUUGGCGACCGGAGCUUGCGGGUUGUUCAUCUGCCCGGUCAUACCCCAGGGAGUAUUGGUUUAAUCGAUGAACGCGCCAGGAUUCUGUUCACCGGAGACGUGAUGUACGAGAGUGACGCUUUGAUUGACUGGUUGCCACAAAGCAAUAUAAAUGCCUACGUUCAGUCCUGCAGAAGACUACAAGAUCUUUCCAGUCAUGUCGACUGUGUGUUUCCCGGACACUCGGUUAUGUUCGACGGUAGAAGGCUUCAUUUCCUAGCAUCUGAGUACAUCUCAAGAGCUGGCGCGUGUCAUAAGGUUUUCACCACUCUAUUGAAGGGUGUAUCGUAUAUGGUACUUAAAGCAAAACACUCGGCUAACAUUCCUGCUAAUUGCUGUUACUAUGCUUGUUGCUGCUGCUGUUGUAUCGCUUAA
Porites evermanni is the source of this 855-nucleotide messenger RNA. The record is from the annotation of a GenBank genome assembly. NCBI's taxonomy places the organism in Eukaryota, Metazoa, Cnidaria, Anthozoa, Scleractinia, Poritidae.